Messenger RNA from Magnolia sinica, 6401 nucleotides. RefSeq lists its product as uncharacterized. Gene Ontology annotation, cellular component: nucleus. Lineage: Eukaryota; Viridiplantae; Streptophyta; Magnoliopsida; Magnoliales; Magnoliaceae. Gene Ontology annotation, biological process: regulation of transcription by RNA polymerase II; regulation of cell shape; cytoskeleton organization. The coding region runs from base 705 to 6122 and encodes 1805 amino acids. Gene Ontology annotation, molecular function: protein binding. The transcript has 25 exons. The record is from RefSeq and is a predicted model, not a curated record.
AUUGGAGAAAAGCCGAGUACAAGAAAGAAAAGUAAAAGACGGAAAAGGGCUUCUCUCUCUCAGAUAAUCCCCAAAUCCUCGCCGUCGGUCUCCUUGACUCGCCGAUUCUUUCAUCUCCUUCGCCUUUCAAUCCCUCGCCCCGGCUGUCCUCGUUUCCGCACCUCCAUCUCCCAAUCAACGGCUGCGAUUAACUGCCGCUGAAAAAAACUCCCGUUCUCCUCCAACCUAUGAAAAGGAUUCUUCCUUUUCAUUCGACUGAAGAAGAAGAAGAAGAAGAAGAAGCAGCCCGGGUGGAGAAAUCUGUAACCAUUAUGCAUUUCUGGGUUUAAAUCCCAAAAGGGUUAUCGCGGAAUCGUCCGUUGGAUCGACUUGGUCAGAGCGAAACGGACGGCUCCGAUCGCAUGACUUUCCUCCAAGCUACCAUAGAAGAAGGACGCCUCACAUUCUCGAUGAUCUCCAGCCAAAUUGCAAGAAACUUCCCCAAAUUCCUUGCACACUAAGACCUAAAAGAUGAUCCUGCCACGUGCUCUUUCAGCCAUCUCAACCAUGCAUUUUGACUUGUUUUGAAGGCCUGAUUAUUCCACUCCUUCCAACUCGAUGUUGUCCCUUCCUUGAGUCAUAUUCUGGGCCAUUGAUGAUAAUCUCCAGCAUGUCCUCCUGCUCCCACUCCCCUCCCAAGUCCCAAUAAUAUCGCAGGAAAAGGUAUGAUAUCACAUAUGGUCCUUAGGAAGUGCAAACCUCCUGCUGGCACUGAUGCACCUUCUAUUAGCAUGCCACCUUUGAAUUUUCCAAAAAAGGCACAUGAGAAGGUUCAACUUGAGGAGCAAGAGUUAACAGCGAGUCCUAUGGAAGCCGAUGUAGAUAUUGACCUCAGGGAGGUUUAUUUUUUGAUCAUGCAUUUCCUAUCAGCUGGGCCAUGUCGCAGGACUAUUGGGCAUUUUUGGAAUGAGCUCUUGGAGCAUCAGCUUCUGCCCAGAAGAUAUCAUGCAUGGUACUCAAGGAGUGGGCUAUGCAGUGGUGAUGAAGAUGAUAAUGGUCUUUCUUUCCCCUUGAGCUACAAUAAUUUGAUGGAGAGGUAUCCUCAUGUUGAAAAAGAUCACUUGGUAAAGCUUCUGAAGCAAUUGAUACUGAGUAAUGCCCCUCCAUUGCAUGGCAUGGUUGGAGGAAAUGCUCCAAACGCAGCUGAUGUUCCUACACUUCUUGGAUCUGGUUCCUUUUCACUUUUGGACUCUGAUAAAAGUAAAGAAGAUAAGAAAGCCACUCAAAUCCCUGGGUGCCUGCGUUGGCCUCACAUGCAGGCUGAUCAGGUCCGAGGUCUAAGUUUGAGGGAGAUUGGAGGUGGUUUUACAAAACAUCAUCGGGCUCCUUCUAUUCGAGCAGCAUGUUAUGCCAUUGCUAAACCAUCAACUAUGGUACAAAAGAUGCAGAUAAUUAAAAAAUUAAGGGGGCACCAGAACGCUGUCUAUUGUGCCAUAUUUGACCGCUCGGGGCGCUAUGUGAUUACUGGUUCGGAUGACCGCCUUGUAAAGAUUUGGUCAAUGGAAACUGCAUUCUGCUUGUCCGGUUGCCGUGGACAUGAAGGUGACAUUACUGACUUGGCUGUGAGUUCAAACAAUGCUUUGGUGGCAUCUGCUUCAAAUGACUGCAGUAUUCGAGUUUGGCGUUUGCCCGAUGGUCUUCCAAUUUCAGUCUUGCGGGGCCACACUGCGGCUGUUACUGCCAUUGCAUUUAGUCCACGGCCAAGUGCUGUUUACCAGCUACUAUCAUCAUCCGAUGAUGGAACAUGUCGGAUAUGGGAUGCUAGGUAUUCCCAGUUCAGUCCCCGCAUUUACAUUCCAAAGCCUUCAGAUGAUGCAGCUGGAAAGAGCAAUGAUCACCCUCCGAGCACGUCACAGCAGGGGCAUCAAAUAUUAUGUUGUGCAUACAAUGCUAAUGGAACUGUUUUUGUCACGGGUAGCUCAGACACUUAUGCAAGGGUGUGGAAUGCUGUUAAAUGCAACCCAGAGGACUCCGAGCAACCAAAUCAUGAGAUGGACGUAUUAUCUGGCCAUGAAAAUGAUGUCAAUUAUGUUCAAUUCAGUGGCUGUGCAGUGGCAUCUAGAUCCUCUACAAUGGACACUUCGAAGGAGGAGAAUUUUCCAAAAUUUAAAAAUUCAUGGUUUACUCAUGACAACAUAGUCACCUGUUCUCGUGAUGGCAGUGCAAUUAUUUGGAUUCCCAGAUCACGCAGAUCUCAUGGAAAAGUUGGGCGUUGGACAAGAGCAUAUCAUCUUAAAGUUCCACCUCCUCCAAUGCCUCCUCAACCUCCUCGUGGAGGCCCACGCCAGAGAUUUCAACCAACUCCUCGUGGUGUCAACAUGAUUGUGUGGAGCUUGGAUAACCGCUUUGUGCUUGCUGCUAUCAUGGAUUGCAGAAUAUGUGUUUGGAAUGCUGUCGAUGGUAGCUUAGUCCAUUCUUUGACUGGUCAUAGUGAAUCUACAUACGUUUUGGAUGUUCAUCCUUUCAACCCCCGGAUAGCCAUGAGUGCUGGGUAUGAUGGAAAAACCAUAGUGUGGGAUAUAUGGGAGGGCGCACCAGUUCGGACAUAUGAAACUGGACGCUUCAAGCUGGUUGAUGGGAAGUUCUCUCCGGAUGGGACAUCUAUUGUGCUUUCUGAUGAAGUUGGCCAAAUAUACAUAUUAGCCUCAGGGCAAGGGGAGUCUCAAAAGGAUGCCAAAUAUGACCAGUUUUUCCUUGGUGAUUAUCGUCCUCUCAUUCAAGACACCCAUGGUAACGUUUUAGAUCAGGAGACUCAGCUUGUCCCACAUAGACGGAACAUUCAAGAUCUGCUUUGUGAUUCAAGCAUGAUCCCUUAUCCUGAACCUUACCAGAGCAUGUACCAGCAACGGCGAUUAGGUGCUUUGGGUAUUGAGUGGCGUCCUCCUUCCGUAAAAUUUGCUGUUGGCCCUGGGGAGCAUUUCGGCCUCCAAGAUUAUCCAAUGCUGCCAAUUCCGGACUUGGAUAGAUGGAUUGAGCCAUUACCAGAGUUUCUAGAUGCUAUGGAUUGGGAACAAGAAAAUGAAGUUCAAAGUGACGGGUCAGAUUCAGAGUAUAAUGUUCCUGAGGAGUAUUCUAGUGAAGGGGAGCACAUAAGUUUGAGCGCUGGUUCUUCUGGUGAUCCAGAGUGCAGUGCGGAAGACAGUGAGGCCGACCACGUUAAUAAGGAUGGUCUUCGCAGAUCUAGAAGAAGAAAACACAAGGCAGAAGUUGAGGUCACAACUUCUUCUGGGAGGCGUGUUAAGAGGAAAAACUUGGAUCAGCGAGAUGGUACUCUAUCCAAGAGUAACAGAAGAAGGAAAUCAAAACAUGGCCGGUUGGCUUCAAAGAAGAAAAAGUCUUCUAAAUCAAAGUCGUUGCGCCCUCAGAGACUUGCUGCACGUAAUGCCCUUAAUUUGUUUUCUCAAAUUUCUGGGGCAUCCACAGAUGGGGAAGAGGAAGAGGGCUCAGAGAAUGACUCAUCCGAGAGUGAAUCAGAGCUACCCGAUUCAAACAUUCAGAGCAAUGAAUCUGAUAGAUCAACACAGAAUGUGCGCCAAAAACACCAAAGGGAGAAAGAAGAGUCAGAUGAGUGUGAAACUGCAGUCAUACCUCCUGAACCGCCUGUUUACGAAACUAAUACUGUAAACAGGAGGAGAUUGGUCCUGAAGUUGCCAGUUCGUGAUCCGAAGAAACUCGCACCUCCGGAAAACACAAAAACUGAAUCCCAUGGGCAGGGUUAUGUAAUGGGUUCAUUAGGUAAAGCUCCUUCAGAUAUGACAAACCUAAACCAAACCUAUUCAAGCACCCAAGAAUCGGGGCCUUCUGGUGAUACAGUCAAUGCUGCUCUCCCUCAAAACUGUGGUGGAAUUAAUAUCAGAGAGAGAGGGCAAGCUGAAAUUGAAGAUAAGCCAGAUUUAUCUGUAGGGUACAAGGAUAACAAAAUCAGAUGGGGGGAAGUAAAAGCUCGAACAUCAAAGCGUUUGCGAUUGGGUGACAUUCUGUUGACAGAUGCAUGGCCUGCCUCGAACGUCUCCCUGGACGGGCAAAGCCCAACCGAAGAUGAAGCAAAUGGACAUCUCAAAUCAGAUGAUGAGUAUGGAAUCAUGGCACAUUCAGAAAAUCAAAUUCAUGGAGAUCGACCAGACAGAAAAGCCUACAGGAGGGAGGAGCAGUUUAGACCUAGAACUUCUGAAGGGUUUGGUGAUACAAAAGAUAAGCAUAUCAUUCCUGCAUAUGAACACAACUCUUCACUAGUUGACUUCUCAAGUAAUGACCCAUGUAAUGGAAACACAUCUGAAACAACGCGGCUUGAGGACAUGGGAUAUGGAGAUCAGCCUGGUAUGAGCAAAUAUGGGGGUCAUGAUGAGCGCUCAGAAAGUGCUGACAUAGUAAUUGAUAGUAGAAAUGCACCUGUUCUUAGUUGUAAGAAUAAUAUGGACAAUAUUCAAGGAGUGGAAGAGAACACCAAACCCAUCACUAGAAAGUUACGGAUUAAAUCAAAAGGAAUCUUGAAGGAACCUGAAAAUCUAUCCACUUCAAAGCUAAACUCUGUUACAACAAAAGAAGAUAGGAAAUUUUCUGGAUCUGAUUUGGUGUCCAGAAGUCCCAAACAGGGGGAACAUGAUCGAAUUGUAGGAUUGCCUGAGGAGGAGGAGGAUGGUAAUGGUGGAUCACUCCCAGACCAUCGAGCCUGGGAUGUUGGGCUAGGAAAAUCAGGGACUCCGUUUGAUCAGGAUUCAAAUAGGUUGCAUUCAUAUUCAAACACGUCCAAUGCUGUUUGUAGAAGGUCGAAAUCAUACCAGGCUAGAGCGAAUUCAGAAGCUGACAUCUGUGGUAUGGAAGAAAGUACCUCAAAUGCCAGCAAUCACAAUGCUGUCAUGGAAAUGGACUUUCCUGAGGCUGUGACUGAUGGAGCCCGUAGAACAAGAUCCAUGGGCACAAAGGCAACAACCCGGGAGCAAAAUCCUGCGAUAGGUAAAUUCAAAGUGAGGACAGGUCAUGGCAUUGUGGAGACAUCAAGAAAUGUUGAAAGAUUUUCCUUAAAUGGGCACGAGGAAUGGAAUUCAGGUUCAAGAGUGACUGUUGGGUUAAGGUCUGCUAGAAACAGGAGAGAGAAUUAUUAUGAUGGUGACCUAAGCCCUCCAGAUAGAAGAAAGGCAUACCAUGCAGCAAGAAAGCCAUCAUGGUUGAUGUUAACAGAACAUGAGGAGAGCUACCGAUAUAUUCCCCAAAAAGGCGACGAGGUUAUGUAUGUAAGAAAGGGCCAUCAACAGUAUUUAGAGUGGAGCCAUUCCCAUGAAGCAGGGCCUUGGAGAUUACUCAAGGGAAACAUACAAUCUGUAGAAUUUUGCAAGGUAGUGAGCCUUGAUUAUUCAACGCUUCCCGGUUCUGGAGAAAGCUGCUGUAAACUCACCCUUGAAUUUGUAGAUCCUUGUUCUAGUGUAUUUGGUAAAACCUUCAAAUUGACUUUGCCGGAGCUAGUUGAUUUUUCGGACUUCCUCGUUGAAAGGACGCGUUAUGAUGCUGCCGUUAGGAGAAACUGGACACAUAGGGACAAAUGUCAGGUGUGGUGGAGAAAUGAGAAUGAGGAAGGCGGGAGUUGGUGGGAUGGUCGGGUAAUAGCAGUGAAGCCUAAAUCUCCUGAAUUUCCAGACUGUCCGUGGGAAAGAUGUGUUAUUCAGUACAGAAGUGAUGCCUCAGAACCACAUUUUCACAGUCCUUGGGAACUUCACGACCCGGAUGGUCGAUGGGAGCACCCCCACAUUGACGAGGACAUCAGAGAGAAGCUGCUUUCUUCUUUUGCCAAGCUAGAGAACGUUAAAAAUCAGGAGCAUUUUGGGAUUCAAAAGUUUAAAAAGGUAUCGCAGAAAUCUGAUUUUCUAAACAGGUUUCCAGUUCCACUCUCUCUUGAAGUGAUCAAGAGGAGAUUAGAGAACAAUUACUACCGUAGUUUGGAGGCCGUCCAGCACGACAUCAUGGUCAUGCUGUCAAACCUCCAAUCCUACUUUGGGAAGAAUGCGGAGCUUUCAGUGAAGGUGAGGCGAUUGUCGGAUUGGAUGACGCGUAUAUUAUCGUCAUUGUUGGGAACCGAGACAGUUUUGUAGAAGAAUCAGUCUCGAAUGAUGUUUGAGAGCCUGCAUUGUUAUUGUAGAUAUCCUUUUUUUCCCCCCCUUUUUUUCUUCUUUUACUAUCUCCUAUUGCAAUCUUGCACCCAUUGAUCCAAUUUUGGAAAUCGGUUUUGUUUUUGGAGAUAGUUCUUUGGCAGUCCCUCUUCUCAAAGGAGGGAUCUCAGUCGCCUGGUUGUGGAAAACCACCCGCCAGAAUUUAUUCUUGUAUAGAACUAUUACCAUUAAUAAAAAGAAAAAAAAAAUCGAUUUUCUCCA